Molecule: messenger RNA, 929 nt
Organism: Asparagus officinalis (garden asparagus)
Lineage: Eukaryota; Viridiplantae; Streptophyta; Magnoliopsida; Asparagales; Asparagaceae
Product: NDR1/HIN1-like protein 10
Exons: 2
Coding region: 76-765 (229 amino acids)
Biological process (GO): defense response to other organism
Source: RefSeq, a predicted model, not a curated record
AAGAUCAUCUAUAUAAAAACUCAAGUGUCCUCCAUCUUUUCCUCUUCAUUUUCUUCGUCCAUCUCUCUCUCUCCAAUGGCUCAGCAACCAAAAGAGGCGUACCUCAACGAAUCCUACUAUGGGCCUACAAUCCCAGCAGACCAGCCCACUCAAAGGCCCAGAAUCCCCUCCACGAUGCAUCAGUGCUCUCCCUAUGCCCUCCUCUGCCACGCGUUCAAAGCCCUCACCAUCGUCAUCAUCGUCAUCGGCAUCACUGUUCUUACUCUCUGGCUAAUUUACACGCCCCAACCACUCAAAGUCUACGUGGAGUCCGCCAAUCUCACCCGCUUUGAUCUCAACGAUAGCUCUCUCUCCUUCAACCUCUAUGCCAACCUUACCGUUCGAAACCCCAACAAGCGCGGCGAAAUCUACUACAAGCACGUUCAGGCGACGGCGUUUUACAACGGAGAUAAGCUUGAAGACAUUAUUCUCCCUUUGUUCCAUCAGCAGAAGAAGAAUACAACGGCGUUUGACUUGAGCUAUAUUGGUGGACCGUUGAAGGUGGGGCCCUCGGUGAACGAGACUUACGGGAGAGAGAAAGACGAGGGGUGGUUCUAUGUAGGGGUGAAAUUUUACACAAAAGUGAGGUUGAGGAUGAUUAUUAUUAACAGUGUUGAGUACGCACCGCAGGGAGAUUGUGAGCUGAGGCUGCCGGCGCCCACAAAUGAGACUUCGAUGAAAGUUGGGUUUCAGAGAACAAAAUGUCAUGUUGACCAGUUCACCUGAUUUGUAUUGACUUUUUCACAACCACUUUGUCCAUGGACCAAAUAUUCUCUUGAUUGAAGGAGAGUUGUUGGUGCAAUUUUUUUGGAGAAAUUAUCCUAAGUUUAUUACUUGGAGGGUACUUGGUUGUUGUCUAGCCGACAAAAUGGACUGCGAAAUUGGACAGG